This is a messenger RNA of Closterium sp. Naga37s-1, 4398 nucleotides long. The record is from the annotation of a GenBank genome assembly. Lineage: Eukaryota; Viridiplantae; Streptophyta; Zygnematophyceae; Desmidiales; Closteriaceae.
AUGCCCACCUCCGAACAUACAUUCCACCUUAGUGGGAGGGUGGUGGUCACGGGGGGAGUGGUUGAGAAGGAGGCGGAUGACGAGGAGGACGAGGAGGAGGGGUGGUCAGAGGAGGAGGAGGAGGAGGAUGAGGGGUCAGAGGAGGAGGAGGAGGAGGAGGAGGAGGAGGAGGAGGAGGAGGAGGAGGAGGAGGAGGAGGAGGAGGAAGAGGAGGAGGAGGAGGAGGAGGAGGAGGAGGAGGAGGAGGAGGAGGAGGAGGAGGAGGAGGAGGAGGAGGAGGCGGGGGAGGAGGUGGAGGCGGGAGAUGGUAUGCGCCACUACGUGGCGUGGCGCACAGCCCAUCACGAGAUCUUGAAGCACCGUUCUCACUACAACCCUCAUCUGGAAGCACCGUGCUCACUACGACCCUCAUCUGGAAGCACCGUUCUCACUACAACCCUCAUCUGGAAGCACCGUUCUCACUACAACCCUCAUCUCGAAGCACCGUUCUCACUACAACCCUCAUCUGGAAGCAUCGUUCUCACUACAACCCUCAUCUGGAAGCACCGUUCUCACUACAACCCUCAUCUGGAAGCACCGUUCUCACUACAACCCUCAUCUGGAAGCACCGUUCUCACUACAACCCUCAUCUGGAAGCACCGUUCUCACUACAACCCUCAUCUCGAAGCACCGUUCUCACUACAACCCUCAUCUCGAAGCACCGUUCUCACUACAACCCUCAUCUGGAAGCAUCGUUCUCACUACAACCCUCAUCUGGAAGCACCGUUCUCACUACAACCCUCAUCUGGAAGCACCGUUCUCACUACAACCCUCAUCUGGAAGCACCGUUCUCACUACAACCCUCAUCUGGAAGCACCGUUCUCACUACAACCCUCAUCUGGAAGCACCGUUCUCACUACAACCCUCAUCUGGAAGCACCGUUCUCACUACAACCCUCAUCUGGAAGCACCGUUCUCACUACAACCCUCAUCUCGAAGCACCGUUCUCACUACAACCCUCAUCUGGAAGCACCGUUCUCACUACAACCCUCAUCUGGAAGCACCGUUCUCACUACAACCCUCAUCUGGAAGCACCGUUCUCACUACAACCCUCAUCUGGAAGCACCGUUCUCACUACAACCCUCAUCUGGAAGCACCGUUCUCACUACAACCCUCAUGUGGAAGCACCGUUCUCACUACAACCCUCAUCUGGAAGCACCGUUCUCACUACAACCCUCAUCUGGAAGCACCGUGCUCACUACAACCCUCAUCUGGAAGCACCGUUCUCACUACAACCCUCAUCUGGAAGCACCGUUCUCACUACAACCCUCAUCUGGAAGCACCGUUCUCACUACAACCCUCAUCUGGAAGCACCGUUCUCACUACAACCCUCAUCUGGAAGCACCGUUCUCACUACAACCCUCACCUGGAAGCACCGUUCUCACUACAACCCUCAUCUGGAAGCACCGUUCUCACUACAACCCUCAUCUGGAAGCACCGUUCUCACUACAACCCUCAUCUGGAAGCACCGUUCUCACUACAACCCUCAUCUGGAAGCACCGUUCUCACUACAACCCUCAUCUGGAAGCACCGUUCUCACUACAACCCUCAUCUGGAAGCACCGUGCUCACUACAACCCUCAUCUGGAAGCACCGUGCUCACUACAACCCUCAUCUGGAAGCACCGUUCUCACUACAACCCUCAUCUGGAAGCACCGUUCUCACUACAACCCUCAUCUGGAAGCACCGUUCUCACUACAACUCUCAUCUGGAAGCACCGUUCUCACUACAACCCUCAUCUGGAAGCACCGUUCUCACUACAACCCUCAUCUGGAAGCACCGUUCUCACUACAACCCUCAUCUGGAAGCACCGUUCUCACUACAACCCUCAUCUGGAAGCACCGUUCUCACUACAACCCUCAUCUGGAAGCACCGUUCUCACUACAACCCUCAUCUGGAAGCACCGUGCUCACUACAACCCUCAUCUGGAAGCACCGUGCUCACUACAACCCUCAUCUGGAAGCACCGUUCUCACUACAACCCUCAUCUGGAAGCACCGUUCUCACUACAACCCUCAUCUGGAAGCACCGUUCUCACUACAACUCUCAUCUGGAAGCACCGUUCUCACUACAACCCUCAUCUGGAAGCACCGUUCUCACUACAACCCUCAUCGGGAAGCACCGUUCUCACUACAACCCUCAUCUGGAAGCACCGUUCUCACUACAACCCUCAUCUGGAAGCACCGUUCUCACUACAACCCUCAUCUGGAAGCACCGUUCUCACUACAACCCUCAUCUGGAAGCACCGUUCUCACUACAACCCUCAUCUGGAAGCACCGUUCUCACUACAACCCUCAUCUGGAAGCACCGUUCUCACUACAACCCUCAUCUGGAAGCACCGUUCUCACUACAACCCUCAUCUGGAAGCACCGUUCUCACUACAACCCUCAUCUGCUGAAGCCUGGAGAGACGUUCCCCGAGGGAGGCUACAAAGGGGUACUGAACGGGGAAAAAAGGAACUACCCAGGGGUGAGCACUUGGCCUCGCCUGCCUGCAUCCAGUCGUGCGCAUACCGGUGGCAAGGCGGGGGGCAUAGAGCGGUAUCUGGCGGAGAGGGUCAGCCGCUCCAAAUUGCGCCAGUUGAUCACCAAGCUGGUGGUCGCAUGCGAUUUGGCGUUCCGCGUGGUCGACUCGGACGCCAUGGUACUCGCAUUCCGGGAGAUGCCUAACGGGCAUAGUGCUGUGCGGAUUGCGGAGGUGGUGGAGGAGGUGAUGGAGGAGGUGGUGGAGGAGGUGGUGGAGGAGGUGGUGGAGGAGGUGGUGGAGGAAUGGAAGUUGGAGACGCGUUGUCUCGGUCUCAUGACCGACAACGCGUCUUCCAACGUUGCGGCCCUCCGUUUGCUCUCUGAGGAGGGCGUGCGCAAGCUGUACUUCCACGAGUGCGCGCACUUUAGCACGGGUCCCGUUCUUCCCACACCCGCCCUCUCCCCACUACAGGGAACCACCAAGGAAGAGCGCGAGAAGUGGCGGUCACUGCGCGUGGCCGAUGAGGAGUGGGAGGCCUUGCAGGCUCUGGAGCGGUUUCUGAAACCUUUCGCCAAAGUCUCCAAGGCUGCAAAAGGGUCGGCUUAUCCCACCCUGUCGAUGGUGCUGCCGUAUUACAACGGACUCAUCGACAGCUUGGAGAAGCAGCUCUUUGAGGCUGCGCUGGAGCAUUUGAAGAAGUAUGACUUCGCGAUUGGGGACGAGCACGCGAUUGCCACCUUCUUUGACCCGUCAAUGAAGGCGGAGUACUUCUCCAUGCCACACUGGGAGCAGCAGCACCCAGAGUUGAUGGCGCAGGGGAGUGGGAGGGUGCGGCUGCGUGUGGGCGCUGAGAGGGUCGUUAGCCUGGUGAGGAGGCACGUGGCUGAGUAUCGUGCUCGUGCAGCAGCCCAGGCUCCUGCACCACAGCCACCCCCCGCAGCAGCAGUUGCAGUCGCAGCAGAGGACGACGACGACGACGAGUUCCUCCCUAGCAAGCAGAGGCUUCAGGCACGGGUGGCUGCGAGGGCAGCAGCUGGGGGGGGGUGGGGAGGUGGGGUGGUAGCAGUGCAGGACAAGGUGGAGCGGUACUUGGCCGAGAUGCCGGUCUACAGCAUGACGGCACUGCAGUACUGGCAGCAGGCAGAGAACAUGGCCACACUGAAGCAGAUGGCGCGGGACUAUCUGGCGAUCCCAGCAACAUCUGCUGCCAGUGAGAGAGCGUUCUCCAUGGGGAGGGGAAACGAUGGGGGACAGCCAGGGCCGUCAGGGUUCGUCGCUGGUGGCAACUCCGGAACGCCGGGCAUUCUCCGAAAGGUUUCUCCUCCCAGGACGCUCCCCAGCGCACACACAUUCCGCCUUAGUGGGAGGGUGGUGGCCGGGGUGCGAGUGGUGGAGGUGGAGGAGGAGGAGGAGGAGGAGGAGGAGGAGGAGGAGGAGGAGGAGGAGGAGGAGGAGGAGGAGGAGGAGGAGGAGGAGGAGGAGGAGGAGGAGGAGGAGGAGGAGGGGGGGGGUGGAGGAAGAAGAGGACGGGGGAAGGGGUUGGCUGGAGAAUGGGUUGGCUGGAGAAUGGGUUGGCUGGAGAAUGGGUUGGCUGGAGAAUGGGUUGGCUGGAGAAUGGGUUGGCUGGAGAAUGGGUUGGCUGGAGAAUGGGUUGGCUGGAGAAUGGGUUGGCUGGAGAAUGGGUUGGCUGGAGAAUGGGUUGGCUGGAGAAUGGGUUGGCUGGAGAAUGGGUUGGCUGGAGAAUGGGUUGGCUGGAGAAUGGGUUGGCUGGAGAAUGGGUUGGCUGGAGAAUGGGUUGGCUGGAGAAUGGGUUGGCUGGAGAAUGGGUUGGCUGGAGAAUGGGUUGGCUGGAGAAUGGGUUGGGGUGGAGAGGCGCGCAGCUCUCUCUCCGGGUAG